This is a messenger RNA of Pteronotus mesoamericanus, 7881 nucleotides long. RefSeq names its product forkhead box N3 (gene FOXN3). Gene Ontology annotation, molecular function: cis-regulatory region sequence-specific DNA binding; DNA-binding transcription factor activity. NCBI's taxonomy places the organism in Eukaryota, Metazoa, Chordata, Mammalia, Chiroptera, Mormoopidae. The record is from RefSeq and is a predicted model, not a curated record. The coding region runs from base 343 to 1809 and encodes 488 amino acids. The transcript is spliced from 7 exons. Gene Ontology annotation, biological process: regulation of DNA-templated transcription. Gene Ontology annotation, cellular component: nucleus.
AACAAUUUCUCGCUGCUCGACGCGCCCCGGCCCGACGCGCCGCGGCGGAGGCGAGCGGGAGGCGGGACGGGGCGGGGAGAGCGGCGGGGCCGGCGGGAGGACGCGCUGCGCGCCGGGCGGACGCCGCAGGUCCCAUGCCGCGCCGCGACCCCCGCGCCCCUGCCGUCCGCGCCCGCGGCCGCCCCCCGCCGCCCUCCGCCCCGGGCUUGCCGCGCCGCACGUCCCUAGCCGGGCCACCAAGAGAUGCCCGCUGGGCGCCCGCGAAAGUUUGUCGGCUCCCACUAAAGGGCAGCGGCGCCCCUGCACCCCCGCGCCCCGCUCCAGCCAGGAGCCUUCACGUAAAUGGGUCCAGUCAUGCCUCCCAGUAAGAAGCCGGAAAGCUCAGGAAUUAGUGUCUCCAGUGGGCUGAGUCAGUGUUACCGGGGCAGCGGUUUCUCCAAGGCCCUUCAGGAAGACGAUGACCUCGACUUUUCUCUGCCUGACAUCAGAUUAGAAGAGGGGGCCAUGGAAGAUGAAGAGCUGACCAACCUGAACUGGCUGCAUGAGAGCAAGAAUUUGCUGAAGAGCUUCGGGGAGUCGGUCCUCAGGAGCGUCAGCCCCGUCCAGGAUCUGGACGAUGACACGCCCCCGUCCCCCGCCCACUCUGACAUGCCCUACGAUGCCAGGCAGAACCCCAACUGCAAACCCCCCUACUCCUUUAGCUGCCUCAUAUUUAUGGCCAUCGAGGACUCUCCAACCAAGCGCCUGCCAGUAAAGGAUAUCUACAACUGGAUCUUGGAACAUUUCCCGUAUUUUGCAAAUGCACCUACUGGGUGGAAAAACUCAGUGAGACACAAUUUGUCAUUGAAUAAGUGUUUUAAGAAAGUGGACAAAGAGAGGAGUCAGAGUAUUGGGAAAGGGUCAUUGUGGUGCAUAGACCCCGAGUAUAGACAAAAUCUAAUUCAGGCUUUGAAAAAGACACCUUAUCACCCACACCCACACGUGUUCAAUACACCUCCUGCCUCUCCUCAGGCAUAUCAAAGCACAUCAGGCCCACCCCUCUGGCCGGGCAGUACCUUCUUCAAGAGAAAUGGAGCCCUUCUCCAAGAUCCUGACAUUGAUGCUGCCAGUGCCAUGAUGCUUUUGAAUACUCCCCCUGAGAUACAAGCAGGUUUUCCUCCGGGAGUGAUACAAAACGGAGCGCGGGUUCUGAGCCGAGGGCUGUUCCCCGGAGUCCGGCCAUUGCCAGUCACUCCCAUCGGAAUGACGGCCGCCGUGAGGAACGGCCUCGCCGGCUGCAGGACGCGGACUGAGAGCGAGCCGUCGUGCGGCUCCCCGGUGGUCAGCGGGGACCCCAAGGAGGACCACAACUACAGCAGCGCCAAGUCCUCCAACGCCCGGAGCGCCUCACCCGCCAGCGACUCGGUCUCCUCCUCUUCGGCCGACGACCACUACGAGUUCGCCACCAAGGGGAGCCAGGAGGGCAGUGAGGGCAGCGAGGGGGGCUUCCAGAGCCACGAGAGCCACAGCGAAACAGAGGAGGACGACAGGAAACACAGCCCCAAGGAGGCCAAGGAUGCUCUCGGGGACAGCGGCUACGCGUCCCAGCACAAGAAGCGCCAGCACUUCGCAAAGGCCAGGAAGGUCCCCAGUGACACGCUUCCCCUCAAAAAAAGACGCACAGAAAAGCCCCCCGAGAGCGACGACGAGGAGAUGAAAGAGGCGGCGGGGUCACUCCUGCACUUGGCAGGGAUUCGGUCCUGUUUGAAUAACAUCACCAAUCGGACGGCAAAGGGGCAGAAAGAGCAAAAGGAAACCACAAAAAAUUAAAAACAAGUCACUGAUUUGUUUUGAACUUAAGGCCAUUUGGUUUCAGCAUGUCAGGAGAUUUCUAAUGAUUUGUGGCAAUAUCAGCAAUUUCUUUAUUUUUUUUCUUUUCUUUUUCUUUUUUUGGUUUGUUUUUCUUUCUUUUCUUUCCUCUUUUUUUUUUUUUAAAUUCGCCCCCCUCCUUUGUUUUAUACCCUUGAGAAUUUUAUUUUUAAAGGAGAUUGAAGCCAUAGAACUCAUAUUGACAUUCAGCUGUUUUACAAAAGCUUUUCAUUAUCUGAAGACAAAACCGAAAAAGCCAAAAUGACCAUUGCUUCCUCCAGCUUGUCAGAAACACGUGGCUGAAUCGCAGGGAUGUCAGGAAAAUGCCACAGAACACCCACUUUUGGCACCUAGAAGGCCCGUGUGCAAAGUCUUCAUGGAUCAGGCCCAGCCAUUAGGUUUAAAUGGUUAGGAUGUCCGCCCGGUUGGGUUCACUGAGCGAAUGUGCAUGAGGCAACUGGGGAGAAGGAAGGCCCCUCGGCCCCUGGGAGCGGAGCCACGCUGGUGGCACCAGGCACCGCACUGUGCCAGGAAAACCCUUGGCAUUGCCAGUCAGCAUGCGGGCGCGGGGGCCGCCAGUCCUCUGAGCUUCUUAAUCGUGAAGCCUCCUCACAUCUCAGGAGGCAGACACCAGACCGUUCACGUACACUGGGUGUCAAUGACUAAGGAAAAGAAAUGGGGUCAAUUCUUAGUGAUUCCUAAUCAUUGAAUUCUGUUCUAUAUUAAAUUAAGAGAAUGUUCCACAAGCCAUAAGCCUGUAGGUUGGCCCUGCACACACGCACACACGCGAGAUUGAGAGAGAGAGAGAGAAAGAGAGAGAGAGAGAAAACGUGCAGCGAACAGGCUGUGUUUUCUUAACUGCCUGAGUGAAAAUCAAGUCCAGGAAAUUACAAUAGCUGUUAAGGAAGGAAAUAAUGGUACAUAAUCUUUUUCUGUCUGUCAAAACUAUUUGAUCUAAGUGAAAACAAACAAGCAAAGAGCUACGGAACCUGCCAUUAGUAUUGUGGUAUAUUUUUAAAAGAUGAAAGGCACAUUGAUGGACAAAAAAAAAAGGAAAACAUGGCAAAAAAACAAAAAAAACCUCCUAUACUGCCCUCAAAAUGGAGUUCGCAAAUAACGUCAGUCAGGAUUCAUUUUUGCAACAAUCAGUGAUUUCCACAUUCAGCCAGUGUAGCCAGCAGAAAUUUCUGAUCCACAAUGCAUGGAUUCCUUCUAAAAGAAAAAAAAAGAAAAAAAAUCACAAAAACACAAACUUUUUUUAUUCAAAAAUAAAGUUCUUGUAAGGUAAAUAAUGUAUUUAGCAUGAAGCAUGAAUUAUUUUCAUAUAAAUAUAGAAAAUAGAGAAAAGGCUAUGCCUCUAAUUUUUAAGCCCUUAGGCUUAGAGGUUCUUUGGGUUUUCUUCUUUUUUGUUUUCGUUUUCUUUAGUUUUGUUUUGUUUUUUUCCCAAUUAUUUUGUUUUGGUUUUUUGAAGCAGGUGUUUAAGGUUUAACCUUCUUCAGGGACAAAUUCUGACUGUUGGGGAACUAACUCUGCAAUAUAAAAAUAUCUUCAUGUUCCGGUAGGGCCUGCCUUGUCUGCACUUCAGCCCCAACCCCCUCUGAUUCUCUGUUGAAAAGUGUGUCCUUUCUCUCUGUCUGGACAUGUUUAUCAUGACGCAAUAAUUUGAGGGCAAACUUAGUAGUGAGUGUGUAUGAUAGAAUCGAGAGAAGUAUGGGACGCUGACUUGAGAAAACCAUCACCACAAUUUGGUCCUAGGAAAAAGGCAGUGAAUAAUUAUGCAAAUUCGCCAGGAGAAGGGAAACGCGCUAAUGGGCCUUAUUGGAUGAGGGUGUGAGGUAGGGAACACGCGAAGGAGGAAGUGCCGCGGGUGUGGGAAGGACUGGCCCCACAGUCUUCCUGUGAUGUCAUCUCUCGGUGGGAAGGAGGGGCUGGCCAGCUCUACCACCUCAGCACACGAACCCACCUGCAGUUAAGCCCACCUAGAGUGUGAGAGCUGAAUUUAGACAACAGGACAAUGUCACGCAGCCCAGAAACUCCAUUUACCUUUGCCUAACAGAAAUUAUUGGGGGAGAUCCAAAGAGAAAUCUCUAGAAAGAUAUUAUUUUACACCCAAACGGGGGGUGGGGGGAAUUGUAUUGUUAAUACACAAACAAAAACACCCACUCCUGUGGCUCAGGAUGUGAAGGUGAAGGGGAGAGACGGAAGUGGGGCGAUGAUUUUUAGAAACAGACAUGCGAGCCCCUGAGCCAGCACCGCCAUCAGCAGGACGGUGGAAAUGCACAGGUGCGUGCCCUGUGCUCACCUUCCUCCGGGCGACCCCCAAAAUAAUCUACACCCUGCACAGCUGGUGGAAUCUGUUACCUGAACUCUUCCAGCUUGUUUGUUCAGGGUACGGAUGUAUUUUUGAAGUACUGUGUUCCCUCCAAUGUCACCAAACAUUUGACACCCCAAAAGCCAUCCACAGCUCUGGAGCCUGAGGGACACUUGAUUUGUGUUGUCACCGGAUGAAGCCCAGGAAAUCCCCCCAUCACCCCCAAGAUAAAGUUUGGACUUCCCUCUGAAAGGCAGAGUGAACACUGAGGACUGUUUCUGGCAGGGGACUUCUUCCAGUUAAAACCCCCACAGUGGGCUGUCUCCCCUCAUUUCAUUUUUCUAAAGGAGCAAAGACCUCUUUUAGAAAAUAAUAAAAUGCAAUGUGUGUGAUUUACUUUUCUGAUCUCUUUGAGAAAUAGAUAAAUAUCUUAUAAAGUGUGUUCUUAACUCCAGAACCACUCUUUUUGCAUAAAUACCUCAUUGGGCAGCUUUCUAAGUGUUAUUUUCCCUGAGUCUCCCUCACUCAGCCCCGUCAGAGGGGCCCGGGGGAGACUUACAGGGGAAACUUUAGUGAGGGUACUUUUUUCUAUUUUUCUUCUGUUUUUGGAGGCAUACACAUUAUGCAUAACCAAAACAAUGGCUCAAUUGUGUUUAACUUUGUAUUUUGAUUGUUGAGAAAAAAAAUAUCGAUGUGUAUGUGGCCGUUUGUAGUGAAUUCAUUGCAGAAUGAGGUUGUCCGUGUCCUCACCAAGCCAGGGGGCAGGCGGCACCCUCUCCUACCCCCUCCUCCAAGAGCAGUAGAGAAUUUAAGCACAAGCCUAUUUGUGAGAGAAUAUUUUGUUCAAGUGUAAUUCACUUUAGUCUUGGAAUUCCUUCCCAAACGUCAGGUGUUCUUUUAGCUUCCAAACUAGCCUAUGUAUUCAUUAGUCUGACAGGUCGCCUGAGCACCAUUCAGGGGGUGUGGUGGUUUUGCUUUCAUUUCUCCUGCGGGAGAGGUGGCUGUUUCGUGUGUCAUUCCAGUAUCUCACAUACUCACGUGGGGCGGGGGGAGGGGGAACUGGGGAACUAUAGCAAUAUUUAAAGAUGCUUUGGAAAACAGCCGUGAACACUUCAGCACCAUGACAUCUACAAUUACUUGCUGUCGGCCCUUGAACACAUUUAAGAGAAAGAGGCUAGCUCUUUUUUCUUAAAUGACAUACACAUAGACAGUUAUUUUUAUGCUACUACAGUUGUCUUUAAUCUUUAUCUAGUGCUACGUGGAAAGGGUUUGUUUGCAUCAUAGAUUUUUCCCAGCCUUAUAAUAUACCCUAAGCUCCUACUUCCCCUCCCCCCCAAUCAGUCAGUAUCCUUUCAAGAGUUCUUUGGUAGAUCUGUCUAUCUGAACCGGAAACAAACCGAACCCACAUAUGGAGGGUGGUUAGAGACAGCUGUGGCAGGCUUCAGUCUUGGGUGGGGCUGAGUUUUGAAGAAGGGAUGUGUCCAAGGCCUUUUCUGAGAACUGAUUUCUUGUAGACACCCUCAGCAUGGGUGUGCCGGUAACCACCAUGGGACAUUCUGGAAGAGGCCAUCUCCCGGAACGGUGUUCCUGCCUGAGGGACAACGUCAGGCUGCGGGCUCCGUAGAGUGAAUACCGCUCGGGUGGCUUUUGUGCCCAGCUCCGUCCUAGGACACACCAGGACUGCUUGGCGCCCAGUUCUACGCCCCACGUCGCACAUGUGGGUGCUUAGCCUCUCCUCGAAGGGCUCUUGGAGAAGGAAUCCGAGCUACGUAAAAGUGACCUACACGGGAGGGUUUUCCAUGUGGGACUGGUUUCAGUUCAAUGUGACUUCUCUUUCCCUUUAAACUCAAUUCAGGUUGGGAGUCUUUUUCUUUCUAGUGGAUCACAGCUGCCCAGGUGUUGCGAUUUAGUUUUAUGUUUCUGUAGAAAAGUUUUUUUUUUUUUUCCUUUCAUCUUCAGGAUUUUUGCCACCAAAAGAACACAUUUGAACUCUGUGUCCCCUCUUGAUUGUGACUUACCAGUGUUGACAGUUAAAUCCUUAGUGUCAUAGGUCCCGGCCCUCCAGUACUAUAUCAAACACUGUUAUGCACAUAAUGCAGCACUGUGAUCUAAUUUAAAUAAUACUUUUUUAUUAUUUAUACUACUAUAUAUAAUAUACAUCAACACUUUUGCUAUAUAACCUAAGUGGAUAACCCUCUCUUAGUUACCUGCCAAACUUGGGACUUUGGUUUAUAUUGCAGUUAACACAGUUACAAAGUUGUAAUGGUGUCUUUUUUUCCCCUUUGUAACGGAAUGUGUAAAUCAAAGUGUAUUCAUUGUGUGGUGUUCCUGUUUCUGGAGUUUCACGAGGAUUUACACAUGGCACUCAGUGUUCUGUAUAGACCUGCCUACCUUUGUGACUUCAUUUGUUAACCCCCCUUCCUUUAAGAGAGCACCCGCGCUGGUGGGAACCCCCCAUUUUCUCUCUCUCCCACUGGCCGUUCUUGAAUUAAGCACAGACUCGUCAGCUCUGUUGCUUUAUCGUGAAAAACGCGUGUGACCUUGCCAUUCUUCCACAUUUCCGCAAACAAGUGCUCGCUUCACUGACCAAAAAUUAAGGAAGGAAAAUGCGGUUUUUAAAACAAUCCAUCUUUUAACAGCCGAAACCGAUGUGUCUAUGGUGCUGGAUCCUGCCGUCUGUCAUACUUCUGAAAUCAGACCUAGGUGAAAGAUCACUUCUGACUUAACUGUGAUGUGCUCACAAGUACCCUUCCUGUUCGUUUUUGUUAGCGUUGGAAUCAAGACUAUUUAUUUGGGAUAUCUACCACAGUGUUGGCCACUGUGUUGCAUUUGCAAAAGUGGAGAACGACCUUCCCUGCUUUUGCAAAUAAUUAAUAUUCCAUAUUGGAUUCUCAAAGACUUCGAUAUGGUGAACCUAUCAAACCUAGAAAUUGUGUUUCAUCCUUUCAUUACUGUGGCCUGAGUUCCCCAAACCCUCUCCCCACCCCACCCAUUUUCAGAUGAAACUUAGCACCAUUUCAGCUCUUUCAGCAUUCAGCCUUCCCUGAGUACGUACGUUGGGGCCAUCAAAGCUCAUAGCUGAUUCAGUAACCAGUUUCAUGUCCUGUCAUUCACGCUCACUACUGACACUGCCGUGGUGAAAAUGGGGAGGGUAAGGUGUCCGUGUGUGUCCGGGAAGCAUUCUACACUUGUGCAUUUUUUUUUUUUUUAAUCCUCUGAUUCUGGAACACUUCUGAGUUCCGUUUUCGUUUCACAGAAGAAUAACAGUGAUAAAGCAAUCAGAAGACCAAGAAGUUUACUGUCAAUGCUUAGGGUCGUCUGACCUUUGCUGGCCAAUAGACCUACAUGGCCAAAUUAAUUUACUAGAGUAAUAAUUUUUUCAAAAGCCAAUUUUCUUUUCUGUACUUUCUGUAUGAAACUGCCAAUAUCAUGAGUAGAAAGGGAGAACCGGGAAGGAGGAAGAAAGUGACGCUCGGCGGCGGUCGCGGUGUGGAGCGGUGUGGAGGCAGGCACGACCCGCCGACCCGUAGGGACCUGACGGUGUUGCUUUGGAGGGAUCCAUACUUGCAUUUUGCAUUCUUCAUAUGUAAUCAUAUUGCCAAAGACAAACUUUCAUCAUUUAUUGUAAAUAACACUUUCCCCCAGACCUACCAUAAAGUCUCUGUGAUGUAUUGUCUUCCAGUUGCAAUAAAAAUUACUGAGUUGCAUCAAUUGAAGAGAAA